AUGGAAAAUGAGGCUCGACGUUAUGAUAAUGAUAGUGAGGAAAUCUCAGAGACCGAGUCUGAGAGAAGGGAAUCUGUGUAUGCUCAUCCAGUUGCUUCAAAAAGGGCUUGUUUAUGGCAGGAGUUGGAAAGAUUAAGAGCUUACACGUUAGAGCCUUGGUUCAUUGCUAGUGAUUUUAAUGCUAUCUUGCGAAUGUCGGAAAGGAAGGGAUGUGCUAGAAAUAGAGCUGGGGUGUAUAGAGUCUUUCAGGAUUGGUUUGAGAAUUUUGGUCUUCUAAAUUUAGGCUUUAAGGGGAUUAGAUUUACUUGGAAGAGGGGUAAUCUUCAAGAACGAUUAGAUAGGGCACUGUGUAAUGUUGUUUGGAGGCAAGAGUUUCCUGAAGUUUGGAAUAAAACUAUCUUUGGUAACAUCUUUGUUCGUAAAAGGAAGUUGCUUAAUAGAUUGGAAGGGAUACAAAGAGCUAUGGAAAGGAGAUGUACAGCUAGCCUCUUGGAGAUUGAACAAAAAGUGAAGAAGGAGCUUGAAAUGGUUUUAUGGCAGGAGGAGGUUUUAUGGUUUCAAAAAUCUCAUAAGGAGUGGAUUCAAGGGGGGGAUAGAAACACUGCAUACUUUCAUAUGAAAACAGUGUGCCGAAGAAGAAGGAAUAGAGUAGAAAUGCUUAAGAAUGGGGAUGGAGUGUGGGUGGAGGAUUAA
Molecule: messenger RNA, 693 nt
Organism: Hevea brasiliensis (rubber tree)
Lineage: Eukaryota; Viridiplantae; Streptophyta; Magnoliopsida; Malpighiales; Euphorbiaceae
Exons: 3
Coding region: 1-693 (230 amino acids)
Source: RefSeq, a predicted model, not a curated record